This is a messenger RNA of Closterium sp. Yama58-4, 1599 nucleotides long. NCBI's taxonomy places the organism in Eukaryota, Viridiplantae, Streptophyta, Zygnematophyceae, Desmidiales, Closteriaceae. The record is from the annotation of a GenBank genome assembly.
AUGGGCAGCUCGAUCGCAGACUUUCUGCGGCUGCACGAGGACGCGGCGUCGCAACGCGUGGAGCUGCAGACCGCCGUGCUGUCGUACCGCCGCCCCGCCCGCUGGUGGAACGCGCUGCGACCGCCCGUGCAGGUGGAUCUAGUGUCCGUGGUGCACAUCGCCGAUCAAGAGUACUACGACGCGUUACAGGCGGAGCUAUCGACGUACGACCGCGUGCUCUACGAGAUGGUCGCCGACAAGCAGCGCGCUUCCGCUUCCGCCGCCGCCUCCGCCUCCGCCUCCGCGAGCCCCGCCGACGGCGACGCGGACGGCGAGGACGCGCAGCGGCGGGACAGCAGAUGGCGGCGGUUCGUGGGGCGCAAGGAGAGCGACCGCUGGAUGCCGCCCAAGCGCAACCCCAAGCGCAGGCGGAGGGGAGUGGUGGGGGCGAUACAGAGCGCCAUGGCGCGCAUGCUACGGCUGUCGUUCCAGCUGGACCACGUGGACUACCGCCAACCCAACUUCUACCAUGCUGACCUCGACCUCGCCACCUUCAUGCAACUCCAGGAGGAGCGGGGCGAGAGCAUGCUGUCAUUCGCGCGCGAGGUGGCUCUGCGCUCCACCAAGGCCAUCGUCCGCGCCACCGCUGCACGCCCCCUCGCGCCCAACCUCGGGCCGCUGCGCCGCACGCUGCUGUGGGCGGCGCGCUUUGUGCCGAUGCCGCUGGUGGGGCUGCUGGUGAUCCAGGGCGUGUGUGCGCCCGAGGGCCCCGGCAGCAGUGCUCUGGUGAAGGGCGCUGAGUUCCAGGCUUUGCUGAACCUUGACUUGUCGUCUGCGCUUAAAGUGGUGCUCGCGAGGCAGAUUACGCUUGACACAUUGGACGGGGCAGCAGGCGUGAUGGCAUCAUCAGUAAUAAUAGGCGAGCGCAACCGGGCGUGCAUGCAGGAGGUGCACGAGGCACUGAAGGCGGGCAGCAGGCGCAUCGCAGUGUUCUACGGCAGCGGGCACCUGCCUGACAUGCACCUGCGCCUCACCUCCGAGCUCGGCCUGGUCCCGUCCCACCUCUCCUGGCGCACCGCCUGGUCCAUCCCCACCCCUGCCUUCGCUCCUCUGCCCGCACCUCCUCCUCCUGCUGCCUCCUCUGCUGCGUCGCCCUCCAACGCGCAUUCUGUUACAGCAGCAGCAACAGCUGGUUCAUCCGCUGCAGUGGCCUCUCCACUCGGUCUCCCCUCGCUGCCCCGCCCUGCCGCACGUCGUCCCUCCGCCUCCUCCCCAUCCCUCGCAAACCCCACCAUGCCCAGCACUGCCAACCCAACACCAACAACACCACCACCCAGGUCACCCUCCCCUCUCUCCUCCUCCAUCCCCACCUUCCACACCCCACACCUCACACACCUCUCCGAGCAAGCACACGCGCUGCUAGACAAUCUCCUGGGCCAUCUAGCGGGAGCAACAGGGUGGCCCAUGACGAGGCAGCAGACGGCAGCGCUGCUGCUGCUAUCGGUGGUACUGGCACUGGACCUGUGUCUGUGGGAGGUGGUGCUCGCCUCGCUCUCUGACCUCGCUGUGCUGCUGCUGGAGGGCGUUGGGAAGUUCCUGGACCAGGGCUGGGGGCUGUGA